UUAGUCUAUUUCAUAAGCAGACACACCAGGAUCUAUGGCCACAUCAGAAUCUCUUUUCUUAAGGUCAGCCUCGCCUAUGCUUACGAAACGAAGGAUGCCCUUUGCCUUGUCCUCACAUUGAUGAACGGAGGUGAUCUUAAGUUUCAUUUGUAUAAUUUGAUGCCCGGUGGUUUCGAUGAAAAGCGGGUACAAUUCUAUGCUGCUGAGAUCACUCUUGGUCUUCAACAUUUGCAUAAGGAACGGAUAUUAUAUCGCGAUCUCAAACCUGAAAAUAUACUGUUAGAUGAUUAUGGUCAUGUUCGGAUCUCUGAUCUCGGUUUAGCUGUUGAGUUGAAGGAUAAUGAACCUAUAAAAGGCAGAGUAGGGACAGUAGGUUAUAUGGCUCCUGAGAUUGUAAAAAAUGAACGAUACUCGUAUGGUGUGGAUUGGUGGGGACUUGGUUGCCUCAUUUAUGAGAUGAUCGAAGGGAAAGCGCCAUUUCGGCAGCGUAAGGAGAAAGUAAAACGAGAAGAAGUAGAAAGACGGGUACGAGAGGAUCAGGAAAAAUAUUCUGAUAAAUUCAGCGAAGCUGCACGUACUCUUUGCAGAGGCUUGCUUCACAAAGAGCCGUCAUUUCGCCUAGGAUGUCGUCGCGUAAGCAAGCCUGAAGAAGGAGCCGAAGAGAUUCGAGCGCACUCUUUCUUCAACACUGCUGAUGCUAAUACAGGUCGAGAGCCCGUUCCGUGGAAGAAAAUGGAAGCUGGGAAGGUGACGCCGCCAUUCUGCCCUGAUCCUCGUGCUGUGUAUGCUAAGGAUGUUCUUGACAUCGAGCAAUUCAGCACGGUCAAGGGAGUCCGCUUGGAUGCUAAUGACACGCAAUUCUACGGAAAAUUCAGCACUGGCUGCGUUAGUAUCCCUUGGCAGAACGAGAUGAUCGAAACGGAAUGUUUCCAAGAAUUGAAUGUAUUCUACGAGGAAGAUGGCAGCUUGGUGCCGAGCCUGCGACCCGAUGGUCAGGUGCAGCUCGAUAAGAAAAACGGCUCAAGUAGUGCUGGAUUUUUCAGCCGUCUGUUCAAACGCAAGGUGGGAAGUUUUCUUGUCUGUAGAUUACGUAACAUGAACUGGCAAUCUAGAGUGUGUUUUUCUGCUGAGCUUACGAUCCCACCUUUCUCAUUAUGA
This is a messenger RNA of Cylicostephanus goldi, 1158 nucleotides long. NCBI's taxonomy places the organism in Eukaryota, Metazoa, Nematoda, Chromadorea, Rhabditida, Strongylidae. The record is from the annotation of a GenBank genome assembly.